AUCUGCUGUCACCUUCAUUUGUGGAACCAAGUCGGCCAUGUAAAUAGAAUUAGUAUGGGAUCAUCAUCCUCCAAGAAGGGCCCACGACCCCAGCCCGUUCGGCCCGCAGAUCAUGGACCCCUUCCCCAGGAACUUGUCCCCUACGCAGGUCCUCAGAUCCAGUACCGUAUUGUCCAAAUGAUGGUGAACUUUAAGUCACAUGUAACGUUUGGGUUCACCCAAGGUGUGCCCCAAACAACUACCAACGUGGAUGACUACUAUCCUACCCUGGGAGCUCAGUACGGGGAGGGCUUCACACUCAUCUCGUUCUACCGUAUACCCGGUGGGGCUCAGCAGACAGGCCUGUUCUCAAUGACAGUGGCUAUACCCUUUCAGGGAAUCUUCUCGUGCUGUCCUUCUGUACCCACACAUGAGCGCUGGCAGCUGAGGAUUGAGAAGUCGGCCAUGUACGUACAUGCCAUGACGUCCGUGCGCAUCUUUAGAGGUGCCACAACACAGAGUGCAGCUAACACAUCUCACCUUAUUGACAUGAUAUCAAGCUGCACCGCCACUGGUGGUCGACUGAUUUGUGUUGAAAUGACAGGAAUGAUGUCAGCUCAGGGUAUGCAAAUGGGACUGACGAGUAGCAGCAUGCAAACAGGUGUGGGUGUGGACCUCUUCUUCAACAUGCCUCUCCACCCAAACCCCACCGUGUACAUUUACCAGUGUGUGAACACGCCCAUCCCCAUGACGAUGACCCCCGGCUUUGGUCAGGUCACAGUAGACAUCCAGUUCAACUUCAUGGGUCAUCUAGCGGUACAUCUAAACCAAGGCUACAGACUGGUGGAGAUAUUUUACGACCAGUCGGCCAUGUCUCAGAUACAUGGUGGCUUCAUGCCAACCACAGGCAUGUCAAUGAACACCAUUUGGUUCUUCGAGAAGGAGGCCGAUCGGGUCAACGACAUCACCCCGGUGUAUGAGGGGUGCAUCGUGGAGUACUAUCUGAAGAUCCAGCCAGGCCUAGGACAAGUGGUAGCAUCAGCCAAUUGGGCACCUUUGAUGGAGAACAUGGGGAACAAAGGCUGGGAGCUAGCGUGUACCCUGGAGACACCCAAAAUAGUGCGGUCAGGCAUGAUGACCAUGAAACAGACAAUCCUACUGUUUUUCCAGAGGAAGAUCUUGACUUCUAACUCUGCCUCUGGCAUGCCUCCAUCCCAUAUUGGGCUUGUAGACCCGUCUACAGGGGCACCCAUGGCUACAGAGUAUGCCCCACCACCCUCCUAUGACGAAGUUGCUAAACAAUAGGCUUAAUGUAUGCUCACCACUCUGCUACGAUGAAGUCAUUCAGCUAUCGGCUUACAGUAAUCCCCAGCCUCCUACAAUAAAGUUGCUAAGCAGCACUAAUCUUAUAUACUCUAAAGGUUAUGAAGUGAGAAUAUAAAAACAUAUAUCAGUAGUUGUUCAUACUCUGCUAUGUUGAGUGCAUAAGUACUCCCUCUGUGCUGUAAAUUGAAGAUAUCAGGUUACAAGGGGGAGGCGACUAUUAAUAUCUCUAGUUGGGGUGGUUGUAUCUUUCGGCAUCUGUCUGUUAAUCAGUCCAUUCAGCCAUUUGCUGAAUCGUCUGUUCAUCCGUCUGUCCUAUUCCAUGUGAACAUGAUAUGUCUUGAACUCAAAAUCAGGUUUGCCAAACUUACUUCUCACAUCUAUUCAGUGAUAAGAAGGAAUGCUGUGUAUUUUUAGUGACCUUGACCUGUCAUAUCAUCCAGGUAGUUGAAGUUGAAACACCAUAUCUUCGGAACUCUUAAUUAUUUAUAUGCAACCGUGGCCUGUUAUUCAAGGUCAUUUGUGCCAGUAUGUCUUAAGUACAUAUGUAUUAGCUUAGAUGAAAUUUUUGUAUAGAUGAAAGUCAGAUAUAUUUUUUAAUGUAUGUCGUAUUUUUACUGGAGAUGUAUUGUUAUAUGUUCUUAUACGUGUAUAUUAGAAGAUUGUUUAACGUGUGUGCAUACACAAGAUUUUUACGUCAGCGGAAUAGCGUUUUCUAUUUGAGAUUUGUGUUUUGCACUGAAGUGAUUAUUGUACUGACGG
This is a messenger RNA of Liolophura sinensis, 2064 nucleotides long. RefSeq lists its product as uncharacterized. The transcript is spliced from 3 exons. The record is from RefSeq and is a predicted model, not a curated record. Bases 55 to 1284 code for a protein of 409 amino acids. NCBI's taxonomy places the organism in Eukaryota, Metazoa, Mollusca, Polyplacophora, Chitonida, Chitonidae.